Jaculus jaculus (lesser Egyptian jerboa) is the source of this 1727-nucleotide messenger RNA. RefSeq names its product interleukin 1 receptor associated kinase 1 binding protein 1 (gene Irak1bp1). The record is from RefSeq and is a predicted model, not a curated record. The transcript has 4 exons. NCBI's taxonomy places the organism in Eukaryota, Metazoa, Chordata, Mammalia, Rodentia, Dipodidae. The coding region runs from base 21 to 791 and encodes 256 amino acids. Gene Ontology annotation, biological process: canonical NF-kappaB signal transduction; immune response.
GGAACCCGGCUGCCGCCGCUAUGUCGCUGCAGCCGGCCCCGCGGUCGCGGGUAUUCGUGGAUCUGGUUCCGUGGGCUGACGGGGGACGGGAAAACAAGCCGGCGUGUGUGGGAGACGCGGCGCCCUACCCGCCGCCCGCGCAGGCGCAGGCCGUGAGCCGCGAGGUGCACGUGAGCGGCGCGGCCGAGGUGGCGGCGGCUCCCGACCGGGCGCUGGUGGCCGUGCGGGUGAGCAGCACCAAGGAGGCGGCGGCCGAGGCCAAGAAGAGCGUCAGCCGCCGCCUGGACUACAUCACGCAGAGCCUGCAGCAGCACGGCCUGCAGGCAGAAAAUGUAGCAGUGACAAAAGAUUUUAGAAGAGUGGAAAAUGCUUAUCACAUGGAAGCUGAGGUCUGCAUUACAUUUACUGAAUUUGGAAAAAUGCAAAAUAUUUGUAACUUUCUUGUUGAAAAGCUAGAUAGUUCUGUGGUCAUCAGUCCACCUGAGUUCUAUCACACUCCAGGUUCUGUUGAGAAUCUUCGCCGGCAAGCCUGUCUUGUUGCUGUUGAGAAUGCGUGGCGCAAAGCUCAAGAAGUCUGUAGCCUUGUUGGCCAAACCCUAGGAAGACCCUUACUAAUCAAAGAAGAAGAAACAAAGGAAUGGGAAGGCCCAAUGGAUGACCAUCAGUCACCCAGACUCUCAAGUUCAUUGACCGUUCCACAGAAAAUCAAGAGGGCAACAAUACAUGCUACCUCAAGAGUAUUUGUAACUUUUGAGGUAAAGGGAAAAGAGAAGAGAAAGAAGCGGCUCUGACAUGUAGCUGGCAUCUUACAUUUGUAUUUUGUCAGUGUGCUUUUUUUAUUAUUUCUUUUUGUUCUGAACACAUAUAAUCUGUCACUCUUUGAAUACAGUCUCAUAAAGUACUUAUAUGUACUUUCUGGUUUCUCAAACUUACUCUGAGAAAUACUCUUGGGAAAUAAAUAUGUUUUAUAUAUACUUUUUAUAUACUAACAAGUCAUACAAGUUCAGGUAUAACAUUUUUACCAUAAGGAACUAUUGAGACUUUUAUUUCAUUGUUCUCUUAAGGAGUUUUAGUCUUUUUCAACUGUUUGUACAUGUAACCAAGUUUUAUAUAAAAACUAGUCUUCAACAAAUGUUUUAAAUUGUGAGAUAAAAAUUUUAGAUAUGAUAAAGAAUUCUUGUAUCACAUCAAACUCACCACUUCUGUACAAGUGAUGAUGGGAACCUGUGCACGACUCUGGGCAUGUGCGCUGGGUGCUGUGGCUGUUCCAUGGAUGCGGUGGAAGACAAACUGCUGAGCCCAAGCAAAGCAGCAGCAGCGAGCACAGUGGAGGCAUAUUUUCAUUGGUUUCCCUGGUCCUCAUUUCCGUGGGGCAACACAAUGUGGCCACACAGACAUUCAGUGUCUGCCAUGGCUGAACACUACUGAACUGUGAAGAUUCCCUAGUUUUUGUCAUGAAUGGAGACAAAUGUUCUCUUUGUCCUGGAAAGAGGCUUUGCCUCAAACAUGUUUGCUGCAAACUCAGUGUUGAGAAAUGGACCCAGUAAAGUGUCUUACAUUCUUGCUAUACCUGACAAGAAGUGUAGGAAUGUAAGAUUCAUGCACAACUGUCUCUCAUAUAUUGUUAAGAUGCAGACCAGCAUCUCCAGCUAUUCUUUCUAUCUAUCUCCCUCUCUCUGUCUCUUAAAUAUAUAUAUUUAAAUUAAAUUUUAUUAGAUGUACGCAUA